Toxorhynchites rutilus septentrionalis is the source of this 955-nucleotide messenger RNA. Its product is annotated as brachyurin-like. The record is from RefSeq and is a predicted model, not a curated record. The coding region runs from base 52 to 912 and encodes 286 amino acids. Lineage: Eukaryota; Metazoa; Arthropoda; Insecta; Diptera; Culicidae. Gene Ontology annotation, molecular function: serine-type endopeptidase activity. Gene Ontology annotation, biological process: proteolysis. The transcript is spliced from 3 exons.
AUCGUUACUAUCUUAUCAAUGUGCAAUUCCUCAAAUCAUUGCGAUCAAUAAAUGUUUUCGUAUUUUCACUUUGUGGUCAUUAUUGUUCCGAUUUUUCGUGGAAGAAUGAAACUGUUCGCAGCCUUAAGCUUAUUAUUGAGUGUAGCUUUGCCGCCAGUCACGUCUAUUCGCUCUGGCAGAAUCAGUAAUGGAGGAGCGGCAGCGCCAUCCGAUUUCCCAUCGGCCGUUGGUUUAUUGAUAUCCGGUUCCUCAAAUCACGUAUUCUGCGGAGGUGUCCUCAUUUCCACGAGAUUCAUCCUAACUUCUGCGCGAUGUGUGUCUGGGAGAAACACGAUCACAGUUUUGGCCGGCGCAAGCGAUAUGACCGAGCUUGUUGAGAUUAUUCAGGUGCUCAGCAUCCCGUCACACAUUACCAUUCAUCCGAAUUACAACUCUCUCGGACACCGGAACGAUGUGGCGAUUCUUCGACUUUCACGGCCAGCUACAGUGGGGCGACAUGUGGCCAUCGCUAAUCUUCCCCGGCGCUACCACACAAUUUUCACCUUCAACGGUUGGAAUUCAACAAUCGUCGGCUGGGGAACCACUGGGAAUAGAGACAACGAACCGCUGCCAUUGAGGAAUUUGCUCGUUGCCCACGGACUGGUUAUUACGAACCUCCUGUGUGGACUGUCGCAUACUUUCAUACGGGACGAGCACAUCUGUACCGGAACCGAUGAUGGAGGUCCCUGCGACGGAGAUGAAGGUGGUCCGGUCUAUGCCGAAGUGGAUGGUGAGAAAAUCGUGAUUGGUAUACACUCCUUCCAUUACUCGGGCAUCGGUGGUUGCGAUCGGGGGAGAUCAGCGGUAAAUACGCGCCUGACAGAAUACUUGGAUUGGAUUCAGGCGAAUACUGAUGUUCAGAUCCGAAACUGAACAGUUGAUAUUGCGAAUAAACGACAUUCUGUCAAACGUAUAG